AGAGCACCGUGGGCAGGAUGAAGAGAUUGUAGGGCUCUUCCUGGUUCCACCCUGAAAUGUAGGGAUGUCAAGCCAAGCCAUGACUCACACUAAAGCAGAUGGGUUUUAUAAAGGCCUUAUCGCUUAUUGAUAAGGAUCAGUUAUCAGGAAAUCUUCUCGAUCAAUACAGAGAUACUGGUUGUGUGUAUGUGAUUGUGUUUUUGUCAGGGGGGCGUUACACACACACAUUACUUUGGUUUCCAGGAACUGGGUGAAAAGCUACAACAAUCUGUCAGUGGAGCCUACCUGUAGGGGAGAUGGAUGAGGAGAGUGUAAAGAAGAAAAGUGUGCAAAAUGGCAGUGUCACCCUCUCACACACCCAGAAGGAGGAGAAAGCCACCGUGCUUCAGAAAGAGGUAGGUCUGUUGAGCGGAGUGUGUUUGAUCGUGGGGACGAUGAUCGGUUCCGGAAUCUUCAUCUCGCCUAAAGCGGUACUGCAGGGAACAGGAGCCGUGGGGCCCUGCCUGUGUGUGUGGGCCGCAUGCGGAGUGCUCGCAACGCUGGGGGCUCUGUGCUAUGCGGAGCUGGGCACCAUGAUCACUAAGUCUGGGGGUGAGUACCCGUACCUGAUUGAGGCGUUUGGGCCGGUCCUUGGCUUCCUCUACUCCUGGACCACCAUCAUCGUCCUCAAGCCUUCAUCCUUCGCCAUCAUCGCCCUCAGCUGCGCUGACUAUGCAGCCACGCCCUUCUACCCAGGAUGCACCCCGCCUCAGCUCGUCACCAAGAGCCUGGCCGCCGCCACCAUCUUGCUGAUCUGCCUGGUGAACUGCCUGAGUGUGAAGCUGGCCAACUACAUCCAGAACUUCUUCACCGCCGCCAAACUCUUCAUCAUCCUCAUCAUCGUGGUGGCCGGGAUGGUGCUACUGGCUCAAGGGAACACACAGAACCUAACAAAUACAUUUGAAGGGGCGACCACAUCUUUUGGAGCCAUAGGACUGGCUUUCUACAACGGCCUUUGGGCUUAUGAUGGGUGGAAUCAGCUGAAUUUCAUCACAGAGGAGCUGAAAAACCCCUACAGAAACCUGCCAUUGGCCAUCAUCAUAGGCAUCCCCCUGGUGUCGGUGUGUUACGUGCUCGUCAACGUCGCCUACUUCAGCGCCAUGACGGCCACCGAGCUUCUGCAGUCUCCUGCUGUCGCCGUGACGUUUGCUGACCGUGUGCUGUACCCCGUGUCAUGGGUGGUUCCUCUCUUCGUGGUCUUCUCCACGUUUGGGGCAGCCAAUGGGAGCUGCUUCACUGCAGGCAGGCUGACAUAUGUAGCUGGACGGGAGGGCCACAUGAUUAAGAUUCUGUCCUACAUCAGUCUGAAAUACUAUACCCCAGCUCCAGCACUCCUUUUCAAUGGCUUUCUGGCUAUCGUGUACGUCAUCCCUGCGGACAUCAACACUCUGAUCAACUACUUCAGCUUCGCCCAGUGGGCCUUCUACGGUCUCACCGCCCUCGCCCUCAUAGUCAUGAGGUUCACCAGGAAAGACCUGCACAGACCUGUCAAGGUCCCUGUGGUGAUUGCGGUGCUGGUGGUGAUGGUGUCUGGUUAUCUGGUGUUGGCCCCCAUCAUUGAUGACCCCCAGCUGGAGUAUCUCUACUGCACCGCCUUCAUCCUCAGCGGGGGCGUCUUCUACCUGCUCUUCGUCCACCACAGCUUCCACUGGAGUCAGAGAAUCAUGCGUCCACUUACCAUGCAUCUGCAGCUGCUGAUGGAGGUGGUUCCCCCGGAGAAGAUGGACUGAAGAGCAACACAACACACACACACACACACAUCUUAACACACACUCACACACACA
Messenger RNA from Clupea harengus (Atlantic herring), 1823 nucleotides. RefSeq names its product b(0,+)-type amino acid transporter 1-like (gene slc7a9). Gene Ontology annotation, molecular function: L-amino acid transmembrane transporter activity. Bases 297 to 1769 code for a protein of 490 amino acids. The record is from RefSeq and is a predicted model, not a curated record. Gene Ontology annotation, biological process: amino acid transmembrane transport. The transcript has 13 exons. Gene Ontology annotation, cellular component: membrane. Lineage: Eukaryota; Metazoa; Chordata; Actinopteri; Clupeiformes; Clupeidae.